AUGUCUCUGUUAUUUGACGACAUGUAUAACAGGAUUGCACCAGACUCUUCCUUUCAAGUAGCUGGAACAUCGUACAUGAACGAGUAUUAUCGUGUCGACGGGAUCUAUCCGGAUCAUACGUGUUUUGUGAAGUCAUUGUUAUGUCCAAAUGAUCGCAAAAGGUUGAAGUUUAAGAGAGCUCAAGAGAAGGCGAGAAAGGAUGUUGAACGAGCAUUUGGGGCUUUGAAAAAACGUUGGUAUAUUCUUAAAUAUCCCGCGCCUUAUUUGGAGGAGAAGAAAAUUAGUAUGGUGAUGUAUACUUGUAUCAUAUUGCAUAAUAUGAUUCUUGAAAACGAAAGAAAUAUAUUAUGUGAGUAUAACGAAAACGAGAUCGUUCCACCGACACAAGUUUUUGAGAUUGGAAGCGUGGAGUACCUAGCGAGGAGGGAAAUAAUUCAUGAUGUAGAGACACAUCAUGUACUACGUAGGGAUUUGAUGGAACAUAUUUGGAACGUCGGCCACAUCGAUCUUAAUUUGGAACCGAUCGACGAUUUGGAAGGUCAAUUUUCCGAUGAAGAUCCCAUUUAG
Molecule: messenger RNA, 567 nt
Organism: Lactuca virosa
Lineage: Eukaryota; Viridiplantae; Streptophyta; Magnoliopsida; Asterales; Asteraceae
Source: the annotation of a GenBank genome assembly